Molecule: messenger RNA, 3682 nt
Organism: Owenia fusiformis
Lineage: Eukaryota; Metazoa; Annelida; Polychaeta; Sabellida; Oweniidae
Source: the annotation of a GenBank genome assembly
AAUGAUUUAGGCAUCAGGCAUUAUUUAUGCACAGUGGAGGCAGUCUCAAAUACAUAACCUGAAAAUAAACGAUUUCGAUUUUUUAAUAACACUUUUAAUAUUGACCAAUGGAUCCCAUUUUGCUGACCUUAAUAUCAAGAAAUAAAAAGUGGAGUUCAAUUCUAGAAGCGAGUUGAAUUCUCUCUGAUAGUGAAAAUACAUUACAGCUUUAUCACAAGUAAUUCUGUUUUGAUGACCUUACAUAUGUCAAAAACUUGUCAAACAAAGAUAAUAAAACAAUGGUAUCAGGAGAUAUGGAUGGGUCAUCGUUUGCCAAAAAAGCAUUUGAUCCCUGGCGAUUGCGUUGUAAACAUAUACACAGGCAGGGAAUACGUUUGGAUCGACAGAGGCCUGCUUCGGGCAGAUCGGAGUUGCCAAACCAGGGUUUUAUCUAUAAAAAACACUACUCGCCAAAUAUAGAUGAACAACUGAACAUGUCUAAAGAAUCAUCAGGCAAGGGGUUCCUUAGAAGAGGGAGCAGUGGUAUAUGGAUAAAACGAAACAGCAGUAAGGAUAAGGUGAAGGAUAUAGAACGCGAAGACUCAGAAACUCGACUCGCCAAGAGGGCAAGACUUCAGUCAAGGGUCAGCAUCACUUUGAAAGACUUGAAGAAUUUCCAACCUGAAAAACACGAUGCAAAAUUUUUCGCAAGUAUUUCUCAAAAUGGAGACAGGAACAAUUUGCAAGUGGGUCGUGACUUUGCAAGUGUCUACACAAAUCACCAGUACACAACCGAAGAGAAAGAAAUCCUCUCUAAAUAUGACAGUUUGGACUAUUUGCCUUCACAUAGCGAAGUCUACAGAGAAUGGCUCAAAGAGUUGCCCGCCAGACUGGACUGGGACAGGUGGGUGAUGAUGGCAUUUAUCGGGUUUUCCGUAGGGGUCACUGGGUUCAUGCUCCACCAGAUUACUCAUCUUAUAGCGGAAGUGAAGUGGCAUUACGCAGAGAAGUUUGUCAUCGAUAGUCACGUAAAAGCAUACCUGUGGGUGCUUGGUUACAGUCUAGUCUUUGCCAGUCUAGCUGCCAGCACGGUUGCAUACCUAUAUCCGUCCGCUGCUGGCUCGGGAAUACCAGAAAUCAUAGGCUUCCUCAACGGAACUGCAAUACGUUAUGUGCUCAAUUUCAAAGCCUUCAUUGUCAAAUUCUUCUCCUGUGCUUGUGCUGUCGGGUCGGGAAUGCCAGUUGGACCAGAGGGACCAAUGAUUCACAUGGGUGGUAUCAUUGGUUCAGGGCUUAGUCAAUGUAAAUCUCGAACAUUUCGAUGUACACUCCCUUUCUUUGAGAGAUUCCGGAAUCCAGAAGAUAGGCGGAACUUCACGUCAGCCGGUGCAGGAGCUGGCGUGGCUGCGGCAUUUAGUUCCCCUGUGGGCGGUUUAUUGUUCGCAAUGGAAGAGGUCAGCUCCUUCUGGAGUGAUAAGAUGUCCUGGAUGACGUUCUUCUGCUGUAUGGUGGCAACGUUCACGGCUGAUUUCUUCAACACCGCGUUUGGCAGUUUCAAAAUCGGCAAGAAUUUUGGAUUGUUUCAGACAGACAAAUAUAUUUUGUUUCAGGUCACAAAGGGCAUUCCUGUCAACGUGAUUAUGUUUAUACCAGCUGUUGCAUUGGGAGUUUUGGGAGGUCUCUUGGGAAGUGCUUUUACGAUCAUGAAUGUGAAGAUAUGCCGAACUCGAAUAAAGCUUACUGAACAUGUUAUAAAGAAACCUCUACUUCAAAAGACAGUCAGCUUUCUAGAACCAAUUUUAAUCACGGUCAUAUUUACUACUAUAUCAGUAUAUCUGCCCAUUGCCUUUGACUGUAAGGCAAAUGUGUGCCCAUCCAACGCAACAUACGCUGCCGCACAUCGUCCAACAUUACACCCAUUGGAUCCUCACAGACAUAAACGAGCUGGAUUCUUUGAAUCUGAACAUUCAUACGAUGAUAAGAAACAUCUUUAUGUGGAUCCAAGUGAUCCAAUGUUUGAUCAAAUAAGGGAUGUUUGCAAUAACUCAAAGUUUACUUAUAAAGUAGAGCCUAAUCUACCUCAUUUGGGCUGCAAGAUAAGCAACAACAUAAAAGGUGCUUACACAAACAAAUCAUUGGACCACAAUGGACACACAUAUCAUUUUAAUGAUUUCAAUGAGAUUUCGGUGUUACUUAAUGUCCCCGGGGCUGAUGCAAUACGCCAUCUAUUCUCACGUCAAACCCAUCUACAGUUUGAUUAUAUCCCAUUACUCGUAGUCUUUCCCAUCUACUUUAUCAUGGCAUGUUGGGCAGCUGGUAGUUCAGUUUCUAGUGGAUUUGUAGUCCCCAUGCUAUUUAUAGGUGGUGUAUAUGGUAGGAUAGUUGGAAGAGCAGCAGUGGACAUAUUUGGUGAAACAUCUGAAGACGAUUAUUGGAGAUGGGUAGACCCAGGUGCAUUUGCCUUAAUAGGGGCAGCGUCUUUCUUUGGAGGCGUUUCUCGACUCACAAUGUCUCUUACAGUCAUAAUGAUUGAGUUAACCAAUGAUGUCCUUUUCUUACUGCCAAUUAUGGUCACGAUAAUGGUUUCCAAAUGGGUUGCUGAUUAUAUCACUCAUCCUUUAUACCACUCCCUUCUAGAGCUUAAGUGUAUGCCCUUCUUGCCAAAUGAACCAGUUAUCGUCGACAAUAAACAAACUGUUAUUAAUUUGGAGCAAUAUCAAGCACAAGAGGUCAUGGCAAGCCCCGUCUGCACAAUAAAGACUGUGGAAUCAGUCAAAGAAUUGGCACAGUUGCUAACGGAAACAGAUCAUGGUGGAUUUCCUGUAGUGACUCAUGACAAAGAGACAGAUCAUUAUGUUUCCUAUGGAAUUAUAGGACGUACAGAGCUGUAUAUUAUUCUCUGUUCGAAGUCAAUUUCAAGUGCUGCUGAUAGUCAGUCAGAGGUGCUGGUGUCUCCAAAGCUUACAUACCAAGAGGUGUCUCAAGUAAAAGGAACCUUAGAUUUGGGAGAGGUCUUCGAUUCACUCAAUAGCCUAGCAAAUGACCAAAGAUAUCAACAUGUACAUGUCAAUUUGUCUCCAUUUAUUAAUAAAUCUGCUCCAAAUAUCGACCAGAACUUUUCACUCCAUCGGACCUAUUUAGUCUUCCGCACCCUGGGUCUGCGCCAUCUGACGGUGGUUGAUAGAAACAAUAGAGUAGUUGGUAUGAUUACAAGAAAGGAUUUAAUGGGGUAUAAUUUAGAGAAAAAACUUGAUGUGCAUGGUCGAAAUAAAGCCAGUAAGGAGGAGCGUGAAGAAAAGUUACGAAUGAUCAAUGGACGUGAAAUGGAACUUUAAUCUAUGACGUGGCCUGUAAUGUGGAAACGCUGGGAAGAACCAUUAAUUUGAACACAAAUCACGGAAAACAUAUUAUAGCAUGUUGAAAUAAAGAAUUGACACCACAUAUAAUUAGGAAUUGAUAAAUAUAAUAUUAUUUGUUCCUUUCCUUUUCUAUAUGACAUGGCAGAGUAUGGCACAUGGCAUAUUUUAUCCGUCAAAAUAUAAAAAGGCGUCAUGUUUAUUAAAUCUGGUUCCCAUCUGAUACCUACCCGUGAUUUGCUCGCCCUUUGAGAAAAGUGUUUGGCGGAAAACUUAUGUCUCAAAUAUUGGCCGCCUUGGAUGAAUAAAAAUGUUAUUUUAUAUGUAUAUUAUUCCAACUUUGCUAA